GUGAACACAAAGUGUCAUGUGAUCCGCCAGGUCAGGUCGCGGCCGAGGAGCGCGAGCGGUGUCUCUUGGGCAACGCGCGGUGACGUUCCGUCGCGAGGAGCGGCCGCAGGCUAGUGCGGGUCCCGAGGCGCUCCCUCAACCCCCAGCUGCCGAUCCUUCAGCCCGCUCCUCGGCUCCUGGGACUUCAGGGGGUGUCAACUUGAGAAAAGUAGCUAUGAUUCACUUGAGAGUUAUUGCUGCACAAUGUAAACCACAGAUCAUCAAGAGGUUUGCCCAGAGUAAUGCAGCAGUAUUUCUGAGAAGUCUUUGCAGUUUUUCUGGAACUUCGGAAUCUUCGCUCAAUGGAAGUAAUUCAAAUUACAUUGAGGAAAUGUUUGACGCCUGGCUUGAAGAUCCUAAAAGUGUACAUAAGUCUUGGGAUGCAUAUUUCCAAAAUUCCAACAUGAUUGUAUCAGGAACAUUGUCAGAUAGUCCAUCCCCAAAGGGAAGCCUUCAAUCUCAUCAAGCCUCCACAAAAGUUGAGAAACUGAUUGAAGAUCAUCUAGCUGUACAGUCAUUGAUUCGAGCGUAUCAGAUCCGUGGGCAUCAUGUGGCUCAGCUAGAUCCAUUGGGAAUCCUAGAUGCAGACCUGGACUCGUGUAUUCCAAUUGAUUUAAUCACUUCCUUGGAUAAACUUGGGUUUUAUGGACUGCAUGAAUCUGAUUUGGAUAAAGUUUUUCGACUUCCUACCACAACCUUCAUUGGGGGAAAUGAGGAUUCAGUCUCAUUGCGUGAAAUCAUAAGAAGAUUAGAGGAGACCUACUGCAGGCACAUUGGCUUGGAGUUCAUGUUUAUAAAUGACGUAGAACAGUGCCAAUGGAUCAGACAGAAGUUUGAGACUCCAAAUAUUUUGCAGUUCACUAACAAGGAGAAAAGAAGACUCUUGGCUCGUUUGAUCCGUUCAACAAGGUUUGAAGAGUUUCUUGCAAGGAAAUGGUCGUCUGAGAAGCGGUUUGGUGUGGAAGGAUGUGAGGUGUUAAUUCCAGCCUUAAAGACCAUCAUUGACGUGUCUAUUUCCAUGGGAGUAGACAACGUGAUCAUGGGAAUGCCACACAGAGGCCGGUUAAAUGUGUUGGCUAAUGUCAUCCGGAAGGAUUUGGAACAGAUUUUCUGCCAAUUUGACCCAAAAUUAGAAGCUUCAGAGGAGGGUUCAGGAGAUGUUAAGUACCACCUUGGUGUAUAUCAGGAAAGAGUCAAUCGAGCAACUAACAAACAUAUAAGUAUGUCACUAGUGGCAAAUCCUUCGCAUUUGGAAGCAGUCAAUCCAGUGGUACAGGGUAAAACCAAAGCAGAGCAGUUUUAUCGCGGAGAUACCACAGGCAAAAAGGUGAUGUCCAUCCUUCUACAUGGUGAUGCUGCUUUUGCUGGCCAGGGCAUUGUGUAUGAGACAUUUCAUCUUAGUGAUCUGCCGUCGUAUACCACACACGGUACAAUCCAUGUAGUUGUAAACAACCAGAUUGGGUUUACCACCGAUCCUCGUGUGGCUCGUUCAUCUCCUUACCCUACUGACGUUGCUCGUGUUGUGAAUGCACCGAUCUUUCAUGUAAAUGCUGAUGACCCAGAAGCAGUGAACUAUGUGUGCAAAGUGGCUGCAGAGUGGAGGAGCACAUUCAAUAAGGAUGUUGUAAUCGAUCUGGUGUGCUAUCGGAAAAGAGGGCACAAUGAAGUGGAUGAGCCCAUGUUUACACAGCCUCUCAUGUACAAACAGAUCCACCGGCAAGUGUCUGUUCUCAAGAAGUAUGCGGAUAAACUAAUAUCAGAAGGGGUUCUGACACUACAGGAGUAUGAGGAAGACGUUGCAGAUUAUGACAGGAUUUGUGAAGAAGCUUAUACCAGAGCAAAAGAUGAAAAAAUUCUUCAAAUUAAAGAGUGGCUAGAUUCCCCUUGGCCAGGUUUCUUCACUCUGACUGGCGAGCCGAAAAGUAUGACUUGUCCUCCAACUGGCCUUUCCCUGGACGUUCUGGAGCAUAUUGGGAAUGUAGCCAGUUCAGUGCCAGUCAAAAAUUUUAUUAUUCAUAGAGGUUUGUCUCGCAUUUUGAAUGGACGAGCAGAAAUGAUCAAAAAUCAAGUGGUUGAUUGGGCCCUGGCAGAGUACAUGGCAUUUGGUUCUUUACUGAAAGAAGGAAUUCAUGUUAGACUUAGUGGACAAGAUGUUGAACGAGGUACCUUCAGCCAUCGCCAUCAUGUUUUACAUGAUCAAGAGGUAGAUAAGAAGACUUGUGUGCCCAUGAACCAUUUGUGGCCAAACCAAGCUCCAUACACAGUUUGUAACAGUUCACUUUCUGAAUUUGGUGUCUUGGGCUUUGAGCUUGGGUUUGCAAUGGCAAGUCCGAACGCUUUAGUCUGUUGGGAGGCUCAAUUUGGUGAUUUUGGCAACACUGCACAGUGCAUUCUGGAUCAGUUUGUGAGCUCAGGCCAAGCAAAAUGGGUCAGAAAUAAUGGAAUUGUGCUCCUACUACCCCACGGAAUGGAGGGGAUGACUCCAGCAGCGUCUGGACUGGGAUCCACAGCUUUUAGGAAUGUAUUAGGUACAGAGGAGAUGGCAGGGGGUCCAGAACACUCUUCAGCCAGACCAGAACGUUUCUUGCAAAUGAGCAAUGAAGAUUCUGAUGUAUAUCCUGGUUAUACAGAAGAGUUUGAAGUAAAGCAGCUGUUCGAUUGCAAUUGGAUUGUAGUAAACUGCUCCACACCAGCAAGCUACUUCCAUGUGCUGAGAAGACAGAUCCUACUACCAUUUAGGAAACCGUUGAUCAUCUUCACACCAAAAUCUUUGCUCAGACACCCAGAUGCCAAGUCACACUUUGAUGAAAUGGUAACAGGUACAACAUUCCAACGAAUCAUUCCUGACAUAGAGCUCGCAGCACAGAAUCCAAAUGAAGUGAAGAGACUGAUUUUCUGCACAGGCAAAGUUUAUUAUGAGCUUGCAAAAGAGAGGAUGAACAGAAAUUUGGAAGAUAAAGUGGCAAUCAUCAGACUAGAGCAGUUGUCCCCAUUCCCAUAUGACCUAUUGAAAAAGGAAAUUGACAGAUAUCCUGGCGCUGAAAUUGUCUGGUGCCAAGAAGAACACAAAAACAUGGGGUACUACAACUAUGUGAAGCCUCGAUUCAAGACGUUGUCACAGUAUGAAAAAUCAGUUCGGUAUGUUGGUCGUGAACCUGCAGCUGCACCUGCCACAGGUAACAAGAAUACACAUCUUGGAGAGCUACAGCAAAUCAUGGACAACUCUUUCAAUCUCAAAGCAUCUGGGGAUAUGUUUUAGAUCAAUUGAAAAAAGUGGCCAAAUGAUAGGUUUUAUUUCAGGGAAAUUAUACCUUACUCUGCUGUAAAAAUUAUACAGCAAGUAAUUACUGUUGAUUUGUAUUGUCUUUAAUGCUGUUAUUCAUAUAAAUGUUAACAUCUUCAUUUAUCGAUUUUAUUUUGUUACUUGGGAUUUAAAACACUGCUUUAUAUGCAAAUUGAGGACUAGGCAGGAUGUAUUCUUCAGUCAGUUUAUCUAUUAUAGUUAGCAUUUUGGGGCUGGCUUAAGUAACAGACCAUAUUAAUAUUAGCACUAUGCUUCGUUGUAAAAGAAUCUUUAAUUAUACAUGCAACAUUUGAACUUUGCCCAUACAGAAAGCAACAUUGUGUGCCACAUUGCUGAUAAUUACAGAAUAUUAUUAUCAGUAUCAUAAUAAUGGGAUACUUUCCUAAGACUAUGGAGGCUGCAAAUAAUUAUUUUAAAAUGUAACAUCUUGCAUAUACUGCAUAAUUAGUAGAUUGACGUAAUUACGUCUUUUUUUGUGGAAGAAUUAGUAUCUUGGAGUAUGAGACUGCGAGUGCCAUCUAUCAUCAAUGCAAGCACAAUUAUUCAGGGAGGGGUAAGAGUUUAUUUUUAAAAAAAGUCAGGCAAGGGAAUUGCCAUCAAAUCACUAUACAGAAUCAUUCCAUACAGUAGUUUUCUUUAAACACUUACCUCUCCCUCUUAAUAGAGAAAUAGGGACCAGUGAAACACCUUCAAUAGAUAAUAGACUACUGUAUGUAAUUGUGAAUUCAGUUCAUUCUAUUAGCAAAAUUGACCUGAUGUAUGCUAGCUUUCAUGUAUACCAGCAUAAAUGUAUUUAUUGGAGAGGCGCUAACUAUCCCUUGUUAAUGUACAAAAACGUUAUGUCAUUAUUCAAACUUGGAAACUUGGUUGAGCCUGUUAUUUUCUAAAUGAGAAGUUUUUAGUUUCUAAAUUUAAGAACAAAAUGAUGUCUGUUUUGGGUUUGUAGAUCUUGCACCUACAGAAGAAUAUGAUCACAGUUAGUUCUAUGUAAUUGGUUACCGCUGCAGCAGCAGAGAUAGGUGAAGGUUAAUUGGUUGGGGAGUGGCUGCAAAACUUUAUCCUGACCUAUCACAGCAUGGGGCUGAAAAUGUAAUCUCACAGUACACAUAAGGAUUGGAAUACAAGUCUGGAUAUUUUAAUUUCCAAUGUCACCCUCAACUAACAUUGACUAAUCUCGAACACCAAAAUAAUUGUUUAAGCUGCUGCAGAGCACUUACAGUAAUGAGUUGCUUCAUCUUAUGAGAAAGGUCCAAAAUAGAAAUUUGACGGAAAAGUUAUCCAAAGUGUUAAUGCAGUGUUUGCUUCUCGUGAUAUGGAGAUGAUUCAAUCCGGGUGACACUUUCUGAAAAUUAGCACUUUUCUAUAUCAGUUAACAUUGUAGUCUUGAAUGCAAUGCAAAAUAAAAAUGAAUUUAGAUUGUGUACUAUAUCCUUUGUUUGCUAAUUUUAGCAAAAGGUUGAUGUAAAUAGUGAUUUUAAUGGUUUAAAAAGGAAACUUGUGUGAAUACAAGUUGGUAAAGAUAUGUCAAAGAUUCCAUUGAGGCUCUUCAAUGUAUGAAUGGCAAGUGAGAGUUAAGACCAAAUAUGCAUGUGUAGGUGACAAAGAAACAACUGAUAGGCAUUUUUACACUAAAAGAUUAAUACAGCCACAUAGGGUGUGCAGUAUAUUUCCACUGUUGUUGAGGAAAUGGACAAUUUAAAAACUGUUUUUCUGCUGAUUGUUUAUACACAUAGAGCCAGCUGUUCAAAUUGUGAUUAUUCAGCUAUGAGGUCUGUCUGUAUCAAGCUAUUGGUCAACCCUUGUGCAUUAAAGUCUGUUUUUGUUUAAUAA
This is a messenger RNA of Hypanus sabinus (Atlantic stingray), 5173 nucleotides long. RefSeq names its product oxoglutarate dehydrogenase L (gene ogdhl). The coding region runs from base 215 to 3298 and encodes 1027 amino acids. NCBI's taxonomy places the organism in Eukaryota, Metazoa, Chordata, Chondrichthyes, Myliobatiformes, Dasyatidae. Gene Ontology annotation, biological process: tricarboxylic acid cycle. The transcript is spliced from 24 exons. Gene Ontology annotation, molecular function: thiamine pyrophosphate binding; oxoglutarate dehydrogenase (succinyl-transferring) activity. The record is from RefSeq and is a predicted model, not a curated record. Gene Ontology annotation, cellular component: oxoglutarate dehydrogenase complex; mitochondrion.